GCCCCGCCCCCAACUGAAUGUGGUAAAAAGCUUCAUCGACAUUUCUCCAUGACCAGAUCUGCCGAGCCUCACACGGAGAACAAACAACAGUCCUUCGACUCACCGUUUGACCUUCACAGUUUCAAGAAUGGAGCGAGGUCUGAGCUUGCUGAUUGCCACAGUGAUUAUUUUCGUGGCUUCGGGAGUCCAAGCCCAAUCCUUUUCAUUCGCAAAUAAUACAGAGUUAAACAUCACUCUGGCAGGCUGCGGAGUCACUAAACUGUGCGUAUCGACACCAAGUCAAUGUAACCCUGCUGGAAACAGCAACUGCCUGUUCGGCUCAGUAAGGGCAGGCAACACUUCGGCUCUCAGCGGCACCAAUCUGACCUUUGAACUCAGUGGGGACUCCAGUGGAUACAUAGCACUGGGGCUCACUGUCAAUCCAAACCAGGGUACCGCUUUGCUUUACAUCUGUGUUCGAAACAGCUCUACCAAUACGACGAUCAUCUUCGAUGCACGGGACUGGAACAGCACCAAACCACUCAAUUCAGCACAGAAGCUUAACCAGACUGUGACAGCAAUACGAGGCAACGUAAAUGGUAAUAAGAUCCAGUGUGGGUUCACUCUUCCCGCUGUGAACUCCUCCACUGUGACCAGGAGCAGCAACUCCUCCACCACCUUCGCCAUCCUCCUUGGGUCCGGAAGCUAUAAUGGAGGUACUUUUGGGAACUUCAUUGUGAACCUGACCAGCAGUCUUCUGAACCUCGCCAAUCCAAGCGACAAUGUUGCAACACCCACCGCCAAUGCCACAGUGACAAACACAACAGGGGCUGGUGGUGCUCUUCACCCUCAUGCUGUGACACUCAGCAUCCUCACACUGUGCGUGCUGAAGAUGGCCUGAAAGAGUGACUCGAUGAUGAUGAUGAUACUAUGAAGAUUGCUGGCAGAAAAUCGGAGUGUCACGUUAUGUAUGAAGUGUUUACUGAACUAAUAUAGAAAUGUUUAAUGGAUCCUUUGCACUUUUUUUAAUAGUAAGAAAUGCUGAUUGCCAAAUACAGUACCAGUCAAGUUUCCAAACUUUUGACUGGUGCUGUAUGUCUAUUUUAUUUUUCUGUACAUGACUUAAACACAUGUAAACCUCAUGUUAGACAGGCUUUCUUUAAACAAUUUCCUAUGAAUGUACUGAUUGUAGACUGUGUUGAAAGCUAAGUGAACCUGAGGAUGAUAAUAAACUGAAACUAUAAUCUUA
Messenger RNA from Archocentrus centrarchus (flier cichlid), 1228 nucleotides. Its product is annotated as putative ferric-chelate reductase 1. The coding region runs from base 128 to 880 and encodes 250 amino acids. Gene Ontology annotation, biological process: regulation of glutamate receptor signaling pathway; regulation of postsynaptic membrane neurotransmitter receptor levels. The record is from RefSeq and is a predicted model, not a curated record. Lineage: Eukaryota; Metazoa; Chordata; Actinopteri; Cichliformes; Cichlidae. The transcript has 7 exons.